Messenger RNA from Aspergillus calidoustus, 6141 nucleotides. NCBI's taxonomy places the organism in Eukaryota, Fungi, Ascomycota, Eurotiomycetes, Eurotiales, Aspergillaceae. The record is from the annotation of a GenBank genome assembly.
AUGGCUCUGGAAGAGGUGUUGGCCGUCUCCCAUGACCUCGUUUCUUCAACACCACCGAACCUUUCUUCUUCUUCCUCCUCUUCCUCCUCGCGCUGUUCGACAUCAAGCUUAUCGUUUUAUCACAAGGAAAUCCAGCUCAAGCUCCCAGUCCCGGACAUCCACUUUUCUUUUCUCGAAUCGCAACGAAACGCGUUCCUUUCUUCCUCCUCACUUCGAGCUGACCCAGUUACCCAGUUCGAGUUGGCCCUGGGCUUUCUAGAACACCUGCUUUCCCAACAAUCCAUACCUUCGACUGUUCUUUCUGCCGCCCUACACGCAUUCGAGUCCGAGUUUUUCCAGGAUGAUACCGACAUACACACGCUUGUCGCAGAACAAGCAGAAGGGCUGAAACGUCACUAUUGGCUAGGGGUAUACUAUCGCUGUGUUGAAGCGAGUGACAGUACAAGUUCGAAGCAACCUCGGAGCGCACUCUUACAACAAGCGAAAGCCAACGAAUUCCAACUAUUAGCCGUCUUUGGUGGACAAGGGGAAUCAAGCAGAACAUGCAUCAAGGAGUUUCAAGAGCUGUACAUUGCAUACAAGCCGAUGCUACGCUGUCUGAUAGGAGUUAUCGGACCAUGCCUAUAUGGCCUUUCCACAAGACGAGAGUUCUGCUCUUACUAUAAAGGACGGCGGCUGGAUCUUGAGGCUUGGAUUAGUGAUCCAACUUCUACUCCAGACCUGGAAUUCAUAUCAUCUGCGCCGGUGAGUGUUCCGGUCAUCGGCGCACUGAGCAUUGCUCGGUACUGCGUUGCUUGUCAAGUAAUGGGUCUCAGUCCCGGCGAGUUGAGAUCACUGCUCUAUGCUGCCACAGGCCAUUCUCAGGGUAUCUUGGCUGCGAUUGCAAUCUCGGUAUCGGACUCUUGGGAUGAAUUUUACGAAUACGCUCAUCGGAUAGUUGAAGUCUUGUUCCGUCUGGGUUGGGAAUGUGAUGAUGCGGCACCUUGCGGUAUUGUUCCGCCCAACCAAGAAGAGGCUUCAGAGGCAAAGGAACCGUCUUACAUGCUGAACAUACGCGGAAUCUCCAGAUGGAAAGUCGCAAAAUAUCUCGAUGACGUGAACAAACGUCUACCAGAAGACAGACGCUUGUACUUGUCGCUGGUUAAUGCUCACGACCACUUCGUGGCAGCAGGACCAGUGGCAUCCUUACUACACCUUGAAAGCUACCUCGCCAAUAUUUCCAGCAAGGACCAUGACCAAACUCGGAUACCAUUUGGUAGCCGAAAGCCGUGCAUCCAGCGUAGCUUUUUGCCAGUUAGCACACCGUUCCACACGCCAUACCUUAUUAGAGCGGCUGAACGAGUCAAGGCACAUUUUGCUGACCGUCCCAUUUACUCGGACCAGCUCAUGGUGCCCGUUUACCAUACCGAAACAGGUCUCGAUUUGAGAGAACAACCUGGAAAUGUACUGGCUCUUGCUAUAGAUGCCAUCGCGUCUGCUCAAUGUGAUUGGCCUUCUACCUUAGCAAGUUUUCAAGGAACCCACAUCUUUGUGUUUGACCGAGGUGGCCUUGCGCUGCUAACGAAGAAAGUCAGGGAAGGCCGUGGGGUUCGGGUACUUCAAGCAGGCGAUCUGGAUUCGAAAGACUCGGAGAUGGGAACUAUCUGCGAUCUCUUCUCUCCAAGUCUAUUAAAUACGUCGACUAAACAACAGAGUUGGGGUGAGCAAUUCAAGCCACAGUUGACGACCGGAUCAAAGCCGCAGCUGGAAACCCGAUUGAAUCGAGUGAUUGGAGCACCACCAUUGAUGGUAGCCGGGAUGACUCCUACCACUGUACAUCCGGAUUUCGUCGCCGCUAUCAUGAACGCCGGAUACCACGUCGAGCUAGCAGGAGGAGGCUACUACAAGGCUGCUACUAUGGCAAACGCUCUCGAGGGCCUUGUCAACAACAUUCCACCUGGGCGAGGAGUGACAUGCAACCUCAUAUAUGCCAAUCCACGCACCAUGGCGUGGCAGAUUGACUUACUACGCCGGCUCUCACGGAACAGGGUUAUAGACGGGCUGACCAUCGGUGCCGGGGUGCCUUCGCUAGAGGUUGCCAGCAAGUACAUCAAAACAUUGGGCUUACGACACAUCAGUUUCAAGCCUGGGUCGGUAGCAGGAAUUCGACAAGUUAUAGAAAUUGCAAAGAGGCAUCGUGAUUUUCCAGUGAUAUUGCAAUGGACUGGCGGCAGGGGCGGAGGUCAUCAUUCGUUCGAAGACUUCCAUGCUCCAAUGCUUGCAACAUAUGGAACGAUCAGGCAACAGCCGAAUAUCUACCUCGUUGCUGGAAGCGGCUUUGGCGAUAGCGAGAGCAUAUAUCCCUACCUGAUGGGAUCGUGGUCGGCUAAGAUGGGCCACGCUGCCAUGCCGUUCGAUGGUGUGCUGCUCGGAAGCCGGGUGAUGGUGGCGAAUGACGCGCAUACAUCGCCUGCUGUGAGAAAGAUAAUAUGUUCCGCCCCAGGAGUUCUUGACAGCGAGUGGGAAAAUACUUAUACCGCGAGUACAGGAGGAAUCAUGACUGUGACCUCGGAGAUGGGUGAGCCAAUUCACAAGAUUGCUACCCGAGGAGUCCGCUUGUGGGCUGAGUUCGACAAAAGCAUUUUUAGCAUUCCUCAGAAUCAGCGACCAGUGUACUUGCAACAGCAUCAUCAUUCCAUAAUUAGACGAUUGAACUCCGAUUUCGCGAAACCGUGGUUCGGACGCAAUCUCCGUGGUGAGGUCGUCGAUCUCGAGGAAAUGACAUACCUCGACGUUCUACACAGGUUGGUCGAACUCAUGUACGUUCAGCAUCAACGACGCUGGGUUGAUCCGUCAUAUAUCACAUUUACCAUGCGAAUAGCUCGCCGCUGGAUGGAAAGGCUGCCAGUGGUUACGCGUCAUGUACGCGGAUUGACUGUGGCAUCACUAGAAGAGUCCCCAACUACCUUUCUCGUGUCAUUCCAGUGUGCAUGCCCGACAACUAGCGAAGAGCUAUUGAGUCCUGAAGAUGUAUCUUUCUUUCUGAUUCAAUGUAAGCGGCCAGAAUGCAAGCCUGUCAAUUUCAUUCCAGCGCUCAACGACGACUUUGAAUUCUACUUCAAGAAGGAUUCUCUGUGGCAGUCCGAAGAUGUUGAUUCAGUAAUAGGACAAGAUGCUCAGAGGGUUUGUAUCCUACAUGGCCCGGUAGCAGCACGGUAUUCUCAAUGUGGGGAUGAGUCUGCCAAGGAUAUUCUCGACAACAUCGUGAAUGGGCUUAUAGCCCGACUACAAGAACAGAACCCCCUCCAAAAUCCGCUUCGAGACCUUAAUAGUGGCAUCGCCACCCCAGCAUCGUGGUCCACGGCGUCGUCCAGCGGGAAAGACUUGAGUGAAGAGACACACUCCACUUCGAUAACGUCGUUGUCCGAACUGACCGAUGAAAAUUCUCUAUCUUCGGGAGGCGUAGACGCCAUACCCAGGAGGGGAUGUUCGCCUUGGAUGCGAGCUCUACUCGGCAACGACAUUAUUCUCCAGGAAAGCCUGCGUCAAAAGAACCCGCUCAGUGGACUGAUCGGCCAGAGCCCGGGUAUAUCCCUACAGCUCGAUUUAAACCACCUUGAACUGACUUUGGCCGUGAGCGAUACCUACUCGACAAGUUCGAGAGCUAGGAUAGUUUCCGAGAAUGGGACUGACCUGUCGGUUGAAGUCUACCCAGCAAGGGAGAGUGAGCCACUGAAGUUCUCUUACACGUACAACGAGGCAAAUGCCACUCUCGGACUCAGCGAAGUCAUGGAAGAACGCAACGAGCGGAUAAAGGCGUUCUACAGCAAACUUUGGUUUGAACAGGACCUUGACCCUAGUUGGUCUGUUGGCGACACGUUCCACGGGCCGCAGGUAUCUCUAACACGGGAGCUUGCUGACAGGUUUGAUCAGACAACAGGUGCCGCCUUUAGCGGCUACCGGCAAAUGGUCUCCAGUUCAGAUACGUUGCCCAUCAGUCUGGGAAUCGUUAUUGCUUGGAAGGCCAUAUCCAGACCGCUACUAUUGAGGGAAAUCGAUGGCGACCUUCUUCGCCUAGUUCACCGGUCAAAUGCAUUUGAGUAUCUCGAUGGUGCAUCCCCUUUACGUCUAGGUGAUACUGUCUGCUCGACGUCGAAGGUCCAAGCAGUUCUCAAAGAUGACCAUGGUAUAACGGUUGUCGUAGAAGCCCGCAUAAUGCGAUUAGGAGAAUCUGUCAUGAAAGUAACGUCCGAGUUCCUUUUCCGAGGCGCCAACCAAAAGUCGAUACCUACGUUUCGGCGGGCAGAGGACAAGCGAUGGCGGUUCGACGUCGCCACAGACAUUGAGGAAUUGCUUCUCCUGAGUCGGGGAUGGUUCUAUCCGCGAGAUGAUGUAGGUCCGCUUGUGGGAAGAUCUCUGAUAUUUGUGCUGGAGACCAUGACUAGAUAUCGAGAAGAUGGUUUAAUGGACAUCCGUGUCACCGGAAAAGCCAUUUCGGCCAUUUCUCACGGUGCUGGCAGUGAGGAACAGAGGCUGGGAGACGUCGAGUUUACUGCGGAAGGCUGUUCUGGUAACCCAGUAUUAGACUUUCUUCAACGCAAAGGCAAGCUCACAGAGGCUCGGACCAAUUUCGAAACCCCAGGCUGGAAUGGCAAGUCCUCGAUAGACGUACGGAUGCCUCCGAGCAACCAAGAGUACGCACAGCUGUCGAAGGAUUUCAAUCCAAUCCAUACUUCACCCAUUUUUGCCAGCUUUGCAGGACUGUCCGGAACAAUCUGUCACGGAAUGUACACUUCAGCCGUUGCACAAAAGGUCCUGGAGUAUCUGGUACUUGAGGGCGACCGUGCAAGACUUCACCGUUUUGAGGCUAAAUUCACGGACAUGGUAAUACCAGGGGAAAGGCUGACCGUGCAGAUCCAGCAUACCGGCAUGACCGAGGGCCGGAUGGUAUUCCACAUCACUGCCCUUCGAGACGAAUCCAAUGAACGUGUACUCGAGGUUGAGGCUGAAGUUGAGCAGCCUAGAACGGCGUAUCUGUUUACAGGUCAAGGAAGCCAAAGCAAAGGAAUGGGCAUGGAAUUGUACCGCACAAGCAGCGUUGCAAAGGGCGUCUGGGAUGAGAUUGACCAGCAACUGUACGAUUCUUACGGUUGGUCCAUUCUGGACAUUGUCCGCAAUAACCCAAAGUCUGUCACUGUUCACUUUGGAGGCCAGCAAGGGCGAAGAAUCCGACAAAAGUAUUUGGAAAUCACCACUGAAGUUGUGCUACCAGACGGAAACAAGAUUCUGGAGCCAGCUCUUCCCGGGCUGACAGCGUCAUCCGCUUCCUACACGUUUACCCACCCAAAGGGUCUGCUUUAUUCAACACAAUUUGCGCAGCCGGCAAUUCUGCUCUUUGAGGCGGCAACAUUCACGGAACUGCGCGCCAAGGGCUACGUGUCAGAAGGGGCAGUUUAUGCAGGACACUCGCUUGGAGAAUACGGAGCUUUGUCUGCGCUGUCUCGGUCGACACCAAUGGGCGCUUUGGUAGAACUGGCGUUUCAUCGAGGGUCAGUGAUGCAAGCAUCCGUGGCACGGGAGGAGGGGGCGACGGCGUAUGGGAUGAUGGCGAUGAAUCCCAAGCGCGUUGGGGAUCACUUUACACAAGCCACGCUGGGUUGCCUUGUCCGGCAGAUCGCGACCCAAAGCCGCGAACUCCUUGAGAUUGUAAACUUUAAUAUCGAAGGGGAGCAAUACGUGUGCUCCGGAACAACAGCAAAUCUGUAUGUUUUGGGAAAGUUGAUUGAUCAUAUCGCUGACGCCCCCAACGAAUACCUGGACGAUCCUGCCCUGGCCGAGUUGAAAACCGUCACCGCCGCUCUCAUUGACGAAGCAAAGACACUUUCACGUCCGAUCCAGCUCGAACGCGGCAAGGCGACAAUACCGCUUGAAGGGAUCGACGUGCCAUUCCACUCGAGCCACCUGCGGAAUACCGUUGACCGAUUCCGACAGUGUCUCCUGCGGCCGGGGUUCCUGGUCGACACUGUCGACAUUGCGCAACUGGUGGGACGGUACAUCCCGAAUUUGAUGGCCCGACCGUUUUCGCUGGAUAGGGAGUUUGUGGAGGAAGCGUAUGAGCUGACGAAAAGUCCUGUUUUGGAGGAGAUUUUGGCUGAGUUGUAG